UUUUUAUUUGGUGCUCUAUUAGCUUGGAUAAGCCGUUUAAGUUGGACACAUAUUAAAACAAUUGGUAUUGAAGCUGGAAUACAGAAUACUGGUGUAGCAUUUAUGAUUAUAUUUUAUUCAUUUCCACAACCAUAUGCCUCACAAGCAGCAGUUGUACCAAUGAUUGUUGCAUUUUUAACAACAAAACCAUUUUGGAUUAUAUUAAUAAUACGAAAUCAAAUAAGAAAAUAUAAGAAACGAAAAGAAUUAACAAAAACAUCUAAUGUAGAUGGUGAAUUAACUAUUAGUUAUCAUAGAUCAUCAUUAAAUACUGAAGAAAAUAUUAAAACAGACAAUGUUGUUGAAAAUAUGCAAAAACUAUAA
This is a messenger RNA of Adineta steineri, 363 nucleotides long. Lineage: Eukaryota; Metazoa; Rotifera; Eurotatoria; Adinetida; Adinetidae. The record is from the annotation of a GenBank genome assembly.